AUGCAGAAGCCCCCAGCGCCAGACCGGCCCGUGGUCAGCGUGGACGAAGGCCCUGGCAGGCUGAGGAUCGAUUGGCGCAUCCCGGAGGCGGACCCGGAGGUGACUGCCUGCACUCUGAAGCUGCGGAUACUGGGCAGCCAGCGGUAUCAGAACUUCGACUACGCCACGGGGCGUCUCGUGCCCAAGGGGGGGUCCACCGUCCCAGCUCCCACCUGCGAUGUCACCGUAGACGGCUGCGAGGAGGGCCUCGCCUACGAGGCGAUUGUCGCCGCGAUGAAUAGCGACGGGUGGGGCGCCGCCUCGGACGUAAGUUUGCCGGUCACCAUUGGCGUUCCGAAGAUCAGGGAGAAGCCGCCAGCACCAGGGCCGCCGAAGCUAGUGGCGCUGGACAAGGGCAGGUUCAAGGUGUCGUGGAGCAUACCGCAGGCGUGCCCGCCAGUGGAGGCCUCGCAGGUGCAGCUCACCGACCUGGGGAGGGGCAAGAAAUGGCUCGUCGAGGCCGCCACGGGCCGGCUGGUGGAGUCGGGCAAGACAACCUUCACCGCGACCCGCCUGGAAGCCACCAUCAACAAUGCCGAGGACGGCGUUGAGUACGUCGCGGCGGUCUGCUGUCGAAACGCGGAGGGCUUCGGGGAGUACUCCAUUGACAGCGACUCGGCCAUGAACGCCGCGAAGAGGAGUGGCAGCGGCAUGGAGCUCGUGCUGGCCGUCGGCGCGCCCACCUCGGAGGUGCCGGCCCUGAAGCCGCUCGGCGAGGGAAGGAUGCAGGUCAAGUGGGUUCUGCCGGAGGAAGCCAAGGCGACGAACUGCAUGCUGCGCCGCGUAGGGGACAACAACUGGUACCUCUGGCCGAAGACCCCCAUCCAGGCCCCGGAGUGCCAGGUCGUUGCGACGGGCCUGGAGGAGGGCAUCGAGUACGAGGCGAAGGUUGCCUUCAUCGCCAACGGCCGCAGCUGCGGCGAGUCCCCCGUCAGCAGGCCUGCAUGCAUAGGCGAGCUCAAGAAGCCCGGCGUGCCAGCCGCGCCGAAGGAGCCGAGGCUGCUGGUCGUGGACGCGGAGAAGCGCCAUUUCAGGAUCAAGUGGCAGACGCUCACCGCGGUGCCGCCCGUCACUGGCACGGUGGUGAAGUUCCGCCCCCUGGGCGCGCGCUCUUGGAAGUACGUUCACCACUCGACCUGCCAGCUGGUGGAGGAGGAGCCCGAGCCCGUCCCUUCUCCUGCCAUUGAGGUGGACCUGCUGAACAUGGAGCCAGGCGUGCGGUACGAGGCGGUCGUUUCGUUCAGAAACAAGCUUGGCAAAGGGCCCGACUCGCCGCUCAGCGACCCUGUUUGCAUAGGGAGGCCGACCCCGAAGUAUUUGAAGUGUACAUCAUGCGGAUGCGACUACGACCUGCAGCACGCUGGGUACUCGAAGAGUGCGGAUCACUUCUGGUGCCCAGUGUGCCGCUUCAGGCAGAUGGACCCGUUCAAUGCGGUGGUAGAGCCCUAUGGGAUCCUCCUCUGCCACAUCGUCAUGCGAGACUUGAAGGCGUGGCGGAAGGAUGACCAGGCCAUCUACAUGCGAAUGGUGAAGAUCGAUAGCGACAAUUGCGCCCAAGUGUGGCCGAAGAAGCUCAGUUUUGAGGCCAACGGUUCCGAGGUCUUCUCCGUCAAGGAGCCCGAGGAGGGGCACGUGCGGCGGGACAUCCCCAAGGACAUAGCGGCGGGCUUGAGACCAGGUAUGAACACCAUCAACAUCACCAUGGAGGACGAUCACCUCACAGGCUACGCGAUGUCCCUCGUCCGGACGGAGACGAAGACGGCGAGCCAGCUGGCCGACGAGACACCCCUGUGUGACGAAGAGGAGGCACGCGAACGGGUGAUGAGACUGCUUGGCGACUACUAUUCCUCGGCAGCCGGCGGCGACGAGGAGGAUGAGAUCACCUGCGUGAUCUCCAACAAGCUCAAGCUUCGUUGCCCGCUGUCCUUUGAGAGGGUCGUGAUCCCCGUGCGCGGGGACAAGUGCGCGCACCUGCAGUGCUUUGGGCUGGGCGCGUAUCUGGAGAGCAACAUGAAGAUGCGGGCCGUCAACAAUAGGUGGACGUGCCCUGUCUGCACCAAUAGCCUCAAGCCAAGCGACCUCCGCGUCGACAGCUACGUGAAGAAGGUGCUGGAGGAGACGCCUCCUAGCGUGGACGAGGUCGAGAUCCUGCAGGACGGCUCCUACCGGUGCAUCGAGGAGGUGCCAGAGGGCUUCCAACCAGCCCGCCCCGAUCCUGACGCCGAGGCAGCGGAGGCAGCCGCCGCGGCAGCGGAGAAGGACGACGCCAUCCAGGAGCUCCCAACCACGAUUGAGGACGGCGAGGGGGGCCUGAAGCGGAAGCCGCCCGCCCCCGCGGUGCUGUCCAGGAAGCAGCGGCGCCGCCAGAGGAUGAUGGAGGUCCAGGCUAACGAGAACGACUCCGACUGA
Molecule: messenger RNA, 2448 nt
Organism: Prorocentrum cordatum
Lineage: Eukaryota; Dinophyceae; Prorocentrales; Prorocentraceae
Source: the annotation of a GenBank genome assembly